Meleagris gallopavo (turkey) is the source of this 4561-nucleotide messenger RNA. Lineage: Eukaryota; Metazoa; Chordata; Aves; Galliformes; Phasianidae. The record is from RefSeq and is a predicted model, not a curated record.
AUGAUGCCUUCAGGCAAGAAAACUUCCACUGUUUUCUUAAUACUGUUUCACAGUUCUGAUUCUUGCUUUGUUCCUUUUUCCAGGCAGUACAUGGUGCUUCUACCCUUUCUGAUACAUACAGAUUCUCCUGAGAAAGUCUGUGUGCAGCUGACUCACCUGAAUGAGUCUGUGACACUGAGUGCUACACUUGAGUACCAAGGGGAAAACAGGAGCUUGAUUGAUGACAUGGUGAUAGAGAAGGAUUUGUUUACCUGCAUCCCUUACUCUCUUUCAAAAUCUAACAGCACAUCAGUGGCACUUCUCACUGUGACAGUGAAGGGAGAGAGCCUGCAGUUCAGAAGCCGCAAGUCAGUGCUGGUCAAGAAUUCUGAGAGUUUGGUCUUUGUCCAGACAGACAAACCUAUCUACAAGCCUGGACAGACAGGUACAGAGAAUUGGGUUUGUGUUAACUCUGGUGUUGGUGUUAAGCAGAAAAUCUUCUGGACUUAAUUCCCCAGAAAAUUAAUAUUUUUAUUAAAGAAGUUUUCAUAGGUCUUUUUGGGGUGGGGGUGAUUUAGAGUCAAAAGAAAAUCUUCCUUCUGUCAGCUGAGAUCUAAGGCAUGUGGUACCAUCGUUGUUUGUAUUCUCUGUCCUCUGGGCACAAUAUCUCAGUCACAUGGAGGCACAGAUUCACAUUCCUCCAUCUCAAUUAUAAGCACAAGUAUGGGUUGACUUCAAAACAUUGUCUCCCUUGGCUGCAUCUGAACCAACAGGGGAGAACAAGCACUUCCCACAGAUAAAUCAUUUCAGCUAAGAUCUAAAAUUUUUUUUUCUAAAUUUGUCUGCCUUUCACCAUCAGUAAGAAAGUGAGUGUAAAUUAAUCACUACCAUAACUUAAGGAUCUCAUUUCAGAGUCUGUUGAUCAGUGAAAUUAAUCUGAGUUAAAAAUUAUUGAAACAUUGAUGUUUGCUGGUAAUGGUUAUAAAUCUUAACAACAAAAUUUCCUUCUUUUUCAUUACACUUCUCAGUUCUGUUUCGGAUUGUCUCUCUGAAUAAAGACUUCCACCCACUGAAUGAGAAGGUAUGCACAUAAUUCCUUGUUUUUAACCAAGAGGCUUAAUUCCCAUUUAACACCUUUACUAUCCACAACCUUUACAGCAAAUGAUCCUUCCUUUCUCACAACACCAUUGACCUAUCCCAUAGGUCAUAUUCUGUCUGGAAUACAGUCCAUCUGUUUCCACUGACUGCUCCAUUUUUUUCAAAAGAAUAUAGAUAUUUAGAACCUGAUUUUUCAAAGGAACAUACUACUUUCAAAGGAAUAAGCCUGUAGACAGAGAUUUCAUUAGAGAAAAAAUGCAUGAGACAAGUUCGCAUUGAAAGUGACAGAUGCUUUUGGCAUUAAGUGCCACCACAUGCUUAGAGAUCGAGAGAGAAGGAUGAAAAGGACUUAGUUUGAAGAAACUGAUCACUGGUAUAGGUCCACCUUUUAGCUUAUUUGUUAAUCAGUCCUCAUGGAGACAAGUUAUUUGAAAAUUCUUCGUUUUCAAACCGUGGUAAGACAACAAGAUGGAGCUCUAAAGUACUAUUUAUGAAGAACUGAGCAUACAGUGCAAAUACAGAAAAUGGCUCAGAGGACUUCUUAGCAAGUUGGUUUUCUGUCUUUCAGUUUAAAACUGAAAAUUGCUUUAAUCCCCAUGUGACUCUCAUUUCUAACUCUGAUUUUCCACUGUUCCUUCCCCAUAGUUUCCAUUCGUCUAUGUUCAGGUAAGUGCAUAAUUGCAUGUAUAUUAUUUCAGCAGAAUGUGAAUUCUUGGCAUUAGCAACAAAAAAAAUGAUGAAAUUAGUAUGCACAAAUCUCAGGUUGGUCUGUGUGAUCAUGGGUUCUACAUAGUCAGUUCUAGUAGUACUCAUUGCAGCUUAGGGUUGAUAUCUUCAUUCUGAUUUGUCUCUCUGAUGCUGGGAGUGUUGCCAGACCAAGGGAGACAGAGGCUGGGCCACAAUUUUCCUCUUUUCUAUCCUCUUGCCAGAGUGCUAUCACUCCCUCUUCCCCUCAGCAAACUACCAGAACAGAGUUGCAGAGCUGGUGGGCAACUGACAGUAUGUUAAUAGCAAGAGAAAAGAAAGGGAAAGAGACUAUUGUGGUGUGGGGUAUCAGGUAGAGGAAAAUACCUCAGAAGCGCCUUCUGCUAAGUCUCUCUCCUGCGUUUCGAGCCCCGAAAGAACAGGUCCCUUCCCUUUCAAUUUGAUGAUACUUGACUAUCUACAGGAAUUUCAUGAAAUGAACAAGAAGGAAAGCCUAUCCAUUGCCAUCAAUAAUUUUGUAGCUUUUUUUGUAUCAGUAUCAUUAAAAGUAUCAUUUUAUUAAAGUUUGAAAACACUAAGAAGGCCACUCUGGGCUUUCAGCUCCAGCUUGUGAGGCACAGUGUUUGUCAGUGGCAUUUUCAACAAAGGCCAGUCCCACCAUCCUUCACUCACACUAUCCCCUCUCCCUUCCUUGCUGCAGUUUCUCAGUGUAGUACUGCUCUCCGGCUUUCACAUACGCCAAUUAGGCAAUCUUAUAGAAUAGGAAACUCACCUAAUAGCAAAUUCAUCCAUUUAUUGUUUUUUUUUUUCUAGUUUUUUUUUGUUUGUUUUCUGUUGUUGUUUUGCUUUGUUGCUGUUUUGUUGUUGUUGUUAUUUUUUGUUUGUUUUUGAUGUAUUAAAUCAGAUCCACCAGUGCAGUUUACUUCAUACUUGCAUGAAAUUUGGACUGGCCCAAAGGAAAGGGUGACAGGAAUGAAGGAAGGUGGCAACUUAAGGUGCUAACUUAGCACUGCUAAAUGACAAAGAAACAAAUGUUCAUCCUUCCACCCUUAACACUGCUAACCAAUCAUAGUCAGCCACAAAGGCAGGUAUUAGUGUGAACCUAUUUCUGACCUGUUAAUUUGACUCAUUGCUUCAUUUAAAACAAAAACAAACAAAAAUCUUCCCGAGAGAAACAAGCUGCCAUAAAUGCAUUCUUCAUAAAUGCAUCACAGAAAUGGCAACAAGAUUACAAGCACAGUUGUAAAAAAAAAAUUACAGAUUUCUCCUUUAAUGAGGCCCUGUGGUGUUCUUUAAAACAAGUGGUGAUCUUUUCAUCAUGGUUUAAGAGAUAUGACAGAUAAGAUUUCAUCAGAACCACAGGACGCUUUACUGACCAUGCCUUCCCCAAACUCAGAGGGUGCAGCAUGGGAACAAACUCUUCUGGUAUCUGAGUGGUGGCCUCUGGCUAAGAUGACAUUCACUUCACCUUUUCCCUAAGCAUGGGAAUAUAACCUCAGAAUAGCAAAUGUACUCCAUCAGAAAUUAUUUAUCUUGAGCUAUAUAGAAUAAAUAGGCUUUUGGUGACAACCAACACACAACACAUAUAGCAAGCAGAAAAUGAAAGGCUGUAAACAACCAUGCUGCUGAGGUGCCCGGAAAGGGCAUGACAGAAUUAGUUUGGUGACUUCUAGGAGAAAUUUGGGGCUGACCUGAUGAUUUUGGAGCACAGCUUAAUGACUGUCAGUGCAUAGUGAGCAAUACUCAACUAUGUAGUGAAUUCUGGUCCAGCAUAAGGAAUAGCCAGAAAAAAGGAGAGGUCUCAGCUGGAUGCGCAUAUGUUGGAUGUGCUUACUGUAUUCUUCUGGUGUACUCUGUGCUCCUUCCCCUGCAUCCUCAUCCUAUGACAACAUUUGGACUCUUAUAUAUGUAGACUUGUUUAGUUUCUCAGGUAAAUCAUGUAUCUAAUUCCUCAGCAGACUAUGUGCUACUUCUCAAGCAUGCUCUAUCCCAAGCACAAAAAAAUUCUUGUUACAGGCUGUGCAGUAAGUGAAGGAGUCUGUUCGAAAAUUUUCUUUCUCCCCAUGCUCAAUUAAUUCCUGCUGUCCAUCUUUAUGCCUUGCUACCUUGUCAGUCUUUCUUUUCCAACUUCCUGGCCUCGUCCUUUGUAAGCAUGCACAUGUUUAUGAGGAGGAGACAGCACAGGACAUUUAUGGUUAGAAACAAUGUGCUUUAUUGCAUGCUAGUUGUGCAGAAUUAGCAGGUAAGAGAUCCUGAAGUCACAGCUCUUCAUAGAUUAUUGAGUAUUUAAGGUUAGGCAUUUCCCAGCUUGGAUGUGUAUUUCCUGGACAUUCCGGUGCUUUGUUCUUGGGAGCAGCCUUCACCAAACUGCCCUGACUGUGUACGUAACUUACUUGUAACAUGAAGUUAUUCUCAUCUGCAGGAUCCCCAGAAAAACCGUGUUUAUCAAUGGAAAGGGGUAGAACUUGAGACUGGCCUUACACAGCUCUCCUUCCCCCUCACCUCUGACCCCAUCCAAGGCUCCUACAAAAUAGUCGUGCAGAAGAACUUCAUCACCCACGUGGAGCACUCCUUCUCUGUAGAGGAAUAUGGUAAGGAAAGGAGAUAUGGGCUGCAGGUGAGGCUGACGAAAUACCUUUUACUCUGGCCUCCUCGGGAUUUGGGAUUUCUUAGGAAUGACAUGGAAAAAACAAGAAAUCUGCAUACAAAGGCAAUGGAAUUCAGAGGAGCUGAUACAGAAGGAUGUUCCUUAGUUUAUGGCUUCUUUGUAAAUCCCACC